UGGUGUUUGACAUAGGCAGCACAUCUUAUUCUUAGGAAAUUCUCUGCUCUCGCAAACCCACACUCUCUCUUCGUUCCAAAGGGAAAAAGUUCUCAGCUGCUGCUCGCGUUCUUCCAUCUCUGCAUCCCAGACAUCCAAAAAAUGCCCCCCAGCUCCCAACUGAUUAAAUCCUCCUCUCACCGCUUGCUCUAUAUCCCAACUAAUCCCCUCCAAGAAUUCAAUUUCAUAUGCUGUGGAAGGGCCGGGGAAUCCAUUUGCUGCCAACAAAUCCUUCUCUGCCGCCAACGAAUCUCGCUCGCCGCUGAAUCCGUCCCACCAAAGAAACCUCCGCCAUCUCAGUCUUGUCUCUGUUCUCAACGCCUUCACCGCCUCCGUCGUCGACACUGCCUCCGCCGCUUGCCAAGUGCCAAAGCCACUUCAUCGGACAGGUAUCAGCAUUUUGCUGUGAUGUACGGUGGUUUCUCUAUUGGAAAGAGAGCGGAAGUGGAGCUGGAGAAAGGGGAUUUCACAGAAGUCGUGAUCUUGCUCUCAAGGGUAAAAUGGUUCAAGCUUUCAACUCCUCUUUGCAAAGAAGUUGUUCGCUUCAAGGCCAUAGAGUCUAGCUUUGUUUGAAUCAUAUCUCUCAAGGUCUUAAAGUUGUUUAACUUGUUGCAAUCUGCAGGUUUUUUCUUUGUUUCAUUUUUUCUUGUCCCGCUGCUUCUUUGUUUGGAAAGGGACAUGGUCUAUAGCAGCAAAAAUCAUUUCAUCAAUAAUAAAGUUACCUCUGUUAGUUCAUUGGAGAAAACGGCAGCUUCAGCUC
Messenger RNA from Linum tenue, 799 nucleotides. The record is from the annotation of a GenBank genome assembly. NCBI's taxonomy places the organism in Eukaryota, Viridiplantae, Streptophyta, Magnoliopsida, Malpighiales, Linaceae.